AUGUCCGCUGAUGUAUUCGACGAACAUUAUUUUCAAAAUCAAUGUUCGCUCUACGAAUCAACACGCGCGAAAUUACCUAAAGAUACCAUACGUCUUUCUUCAGCAACAUCAACAGUAUUAGGAACGUCGUCAAUGUCAACACCAACACGUUAUCGGCGUGUGAAAUAUCCAACACAAAUUAACACAUCAUCAUCAUUGUCAUCAACAAACUCGAUUCACAAUCGACAUUCAGCGUCAACGGAUAUCUUCUCUUUAAUACGUUCGUUUGCAAUGAAACCAUUUAAAACGUCGUCAAUGACGAAUGCUGUCGCAGGAGGACAAACAAGCAAUGUUAUCAGUGGUAGUCAUACACAUAGUAAAGCUCCUGUCAAUCUCCUUAGAUAUCGUCCGUUGAGCGACGUUUUGACCGAUCACGAUUCUUAUACACAAUCGACUCAUACUGUUGAAGAUUUCCUCAAACGAAUGGGCUGGCCAACUAAUUCAACCACCGACGAAGCACGUGUCAAAUGGAAUACAGCGAUGAAAUUUCUCAUUCCAUCAAAGUUUGAUGUUAGUCGUGCUAUUGAAUUGUAUACAACACACGAAAAUCUUCGAAAAACUGAAAAUCUCGAUCAUAUUUGGAUUAAUAAUCCUCAUCUCAUUCGUGAAAUUCAAUCCGGCAAAUUCUUUUCAUUGCCACAAAUUCUAACUCAACCGCUGACUGUGAUCUUUUCUGCAACAAAUCUUGAGAGUCUCUUAUCAACUAUGACACUUUCGUUACAAGAACGAGAAUUGAUUAUUUUGCAAGCAUUGAUUUGUCAAUUGGAUGUGGCAACCGAGAGCAUUGAAGUUCAACAAAAUGGUUUAAAUUUCAUUUACAAUAUGCAGAACUGUUCCGCAACGCAGUUUGAUAUGAAUUUAAGUAAAAAGAUCUUGAAACUUCUUCAAGGCGGAUAUCCAGCAAUGUUGAAAAAUUUAUUUAUUGUUUCGGCACCGAAAUGGUUCAGAGUAGUGUAUAAGGUACUCGCAAUUUUUUUAAGUCAAAAACUUCGUGAUAGGGUUACGUUAUAUUCCAUCGAUCAAAUGCGUGAUCAUCUGAUGAUACAAUGUAGCUACACAUUAGAUAAGAUUCCUAUUGCAUUAGGUGGACAAUUUGAUUCGACUGAUACUGGCGAUGCUCGGUAUCAGCUAUGUGCGGCCAAAGUUACAGAUCCGCACUCGAUAUGUCAUCCAUAUUAUUUUAAAGAUUAUCAACCAUUGACGACAAAAUCAUCGAAUAAUAUUCUCAUUGUUAAUUCCGAUUAUUGUAGUCCAGAAAAAGCAACAACUUCGCCAGCAUCACUUCUAACACUUGUCUCAUUACGACAUCUUAACGAUGCCUCUACCAAAAUUCGCAUACGAAAACGUGAAUCAUCGUCAUCGAGCGAUAAUGAUAAACGUCCACGGUCAAAUGAUAAUCUGUCGGAAGACGAAUCGCCUAUGGUAAAUUCGUCAACUUACAUUCGAAAGGAAAACUUCGAUGAUCCAACGGAACGCAAUGUUAACAAUACCUAUCGUGUGUAUCCUGGCCAACAAGAAGCCGAUAUAAAAGUUAAUAUGAAUGGAAAUGAUCCUCGAGAUUUCAAGCGAGAUACAAAACGGUCAACCAUAACAAAUGUUUAUAAAGCAUUGAAUGAAACGGAAUUUUUGUCGAAGACACAUGCAGAAAUUCGACAUGAAUAUCGUAAAAUGCCCAAUCCUCCUGCUAAGGAUACUCAUGUUGCAAAAGAUGAAAAAAAUACUGAUAAGUCUCGCUAUCGAGAUGUUCUACCUGGUGAAUUAACUCGCGUUAAGCUUCAGCCAGAUGGCGACGAUAAACAUGAUUUUAUUAAUGCUAAUUAUGUUAGCGGAUAUAAUAAUCAAGAAAAAGCAUAUAUAUUUACUCAGGGACCACUACAAAAUACAGUGAAAGACUUUUGGCGUAUGGUUUGGCAAGAGAACAUCUCCAUUAUAGUCAUGACAACAAAUAUCCGUGAAUCCGGUAUGAUGAAAUGUUAUCCUUAUUGGCCAAUGGAAGCAAGUGAAAGCUACACAAGCGGUUUAUAUCAUAUUCAAAACGAAAAAUCUGAAAAAUACGAUAGUUUUGUCAUUACGACAUUGUUACUAAAGAAGAAAAAUCAUUCGGAAAUACGAACAAUCUAUCAUGCACAUUAUAUCAAAUGGCCCGAUCAUGGCAUACCAAGCGGAACAAAAGAUGCAUUGUUAUUUCUUGAAAAAGUUGAACAUUACAAACAAUUAACUAAAACAACUGCUCCCAUUCUCCUUCAUUGUUCAGCUGGUAUUGGACGCACAGGAACAUUCUGUGCUAUCGAUAUUGGCAUUAAACGAUACUUAGAAGAGAAACUUAUUGAUAUUCCAUCAACAGUAGUUAGAAUGAGACAUGAACGCGCUGGUAGUGUUCAAACGGAAGAUCAAUAUCUUUUUGCUCAUCUAGCAUUAAUGGACUUUAUCAAACAACAACGAGCUAUUCAAGAUCGUUUAACAAGUUUAGAAUUAACAAUUAGUUCUAGACCAUUAGAAACCAAUCAAACACUUAGCAUUCCACUGAUUAAUACAACGAAAUUUAUAAACUUACAAGAAUCAUUCACUCAUCGAAUGAGAAAAUCCAAUGGAGGAAUAUCGUUAAAUGAUGAACGACAUUUACCCGCCACUCCUCGACAACGAGUCACCAUUGAACAGAACUCCUCGAUGCCAUCGCCUGGUCUUAAUGGCACGUACAGAAAACUUCGUAAAUAG
This is a messenger RNA of Adineta ricciae, 2754 nucleotides long. The record is from the annotation of a GenBank genome assembly. Lineage: Eukaryota; Metazoa; Rotifera; Eurotatoria; Adinetida; Adinetidae.